This is a messenger RNA of Alternaria burnsii, 840 nucleotides long. Its product is annotated as nucleotide-binding alpha-beta plait protein. The transcript has 2 exons. NCBI's taxonomy places the organism in Eukaryota, Fungi, Ascomycota, Dothideomycetes, Pleosporales, Pleosporaceae. Bases 1 to 840 code for a protein of 279 amino acids. The record is from RefSeq and is a predicted model, not a curated record. Gene Ontology annotation, molecular function: nucleic acid binding.
AUGGUCGCCUCAACAUCGGCAUCGUUUGAGAACUUUGUCAAGCAGACAAGGGAGAAGAAGAAGAACGAAGCCCUCGCGCAGCAGUUCCUAGGCGGAGCCAACCGAGGACGGAAAGCGAACGCAUCAGGCGCUGGUGGACGGUCGCGCGUCGAGUCCGAGAAGCCCUCGUUGCUCAGCCGGAUAAACGGGGGUGCCGGCGUCCAAAAGCGAUCAUCGAGCGCAAAACCAGCGGGCAGCAUCGAGGGGAAAUGGCAGCAUGAUCUGCAUAAGCUGAACAAUCCCCGCGGCGCAGCCAACAACAGGAAUACCCUCGCUCGGACGGCUUCAGCAUCGCAGGUUGAGCGCAACAGUAGGACGUACGGCAAAUUUGCUCCCGCUAUCGGUCAAGGUGCAGCAGGCUUCAGCAUUCGAGGUGUUGCGACUGGAGGCCCGUGUACCGUCAUCGCGAGCAACUUUGCACCUGGAACCACAGCCGCGGAUAUCGAAGCCGUCAUGAGCCCAAUUGGCGGAGAGACGCUGGGCUGCAGACUCUUGUCUUCCAACCCGACCGUCAUGGUUGAACUACAGUUUGCAAGCAGAGACGGGGCCGAGAAUGUUAUUGCAACAUUCAACAACCAGAAGGCUGAUGGAAGACUACUCUACGUCUACAUGAAGGAUGUUCCUGCGAGCACCCACGUAGCGCAACCCCGAGCACCGCCCGCUCGCCUGACACAAUCCAUGGAUGACAUGGACGUUGAUACCAACGCGGGCGCACAAGCCGGUAGCUACCAAGAUGGCCGAUUCGGCUUCAGCGACGCUGGUCGCAGGGAACCACCGCGCGGCCCCCGCCGACGAUACUAG